This is a messenger RNA of Equus quagga, 648 nucleotides long. RefSeq names its product coiled-coil domain-containing protein 180-like. The record is from RefSeq and is a predicted model, not a curated record. The annotation marks the transcript as partial. NCBI's taxonomy places the organism in Eukaryota, Metazoa, Chordata, Mammalia, Perissodactyla, Equidae. The transcript is spliced from 5 exons.
ACAUCACUUCCCCCUGGGCCUUCUCCCACCUCCUGGUCUGGCUGGGUCCACACACUUGGGCCCUUCUCCCUGGCCUGCAGGACAACAUUUUGACUGACCUGGAGGUGGAGAGUGACAUCCAGGUGUCUUCAGAAGCCCUUGAAGAGGAGGCCAGGGUAGACAUGGUCGCCCCUGAGGCCUUUGCCCAGCCCAGCCGCAUGGGGAAGUCCAUGAUUGAAGACCCAGCCACGGAGGUGAUCAAGAAGAUCCUGCAAUGUCCUGACUCAAAAUUCUCAACCCAGCAGUGUGACAAUGUUCGGUCCCAGACAGGCUUGAAGCGACACCGGAACUGGGGAGAACAUUCUGCGAAGGCCUUGUCCAGUGCCAGUGCCACCUCAGCAGGGAGACUCUGUCCUCAGAACGCGCAGCCUGUGCUCACAGCUCUGAGACUCCAAGGGACCCAGUGAGGGCCUGGCUCUGAUGCUGGCUUUGGUCAGAUCUGCUGGCUGACUCGGCUCACACGGGCCUCCACUGUGAGAAGCUGUCUGAGUUCAGUGGUUUUCCAUGGUGACAGCUGGUGGAGCCGAGCCCUGCUACCUCCCCAUACACAUCGUCCUGGUAAGAAACAGGCACAUUGGAGAUGCUUUUCCUUGGGUGACAUCACGGAGC